Messenger RNA from Sebastes umbrosus (honeycomb rockfish), 2402 nucleotides. RefSeq names its product family with sequence similarity 118 member B (gene siral1). The record is from RefSeq and is a predicted model, not a curated record. The transcript has 9 exons. Bases 476 to 1546 code for a protein of 356 amino acids. NCBI's taxonomy places the organism in Eukaryota, Metazoa, Chordata, Actinopteri, Perciformes, Sebastidae.
AUCAUAAAACCACAGGCGGUGACUUCAACAGCUCUGCAGAACUUAAACGGACGAUCAGUGUAGCAGCCAGCCGGAGAGUAGAGAGACUUUCUGCUGUAUUAACGGGGUUUAACACCUUUAUACCCAGCGAAAUACAUCGGUUAACAACGGAUAUAUUCCUGCUUUUAUCAUCAGAAUGAAAAGUAAAGCAGAGGAAGUCUGGGUGUCUUGACAACCACGGGUUGCUAACGUAACUUAGCUUAAAACAUCAAAACAAACUAGCUUUCUUUGUCCAUCUAAAGCUUAAAGGUACUCAAGUCCAAGCUAUUUAACGUGGCUCACUUUAAUAGAGAACAUACUUUUGCUGACUUCAGAUCAAAAGGAUUUCUACUUGAAGGGAAAUAAAACACUGGACAGUUACUUAACAUUACCUGUAUCAAGUUUCCAGGAACAAUAGCCUUUUAAAUGGCAGCAUGUGUCAUCAUUCAGGACCUGAAUGGCCUCCGUUGUUGCAGUGAAAACUGAGAAGCGACCUGCAGCUGAUUCUCAGGAUGCAGACUCAAAUGCAAAAAAGCCCAGGAAACUGCUGCCCAGCCUGAAGACCAAGCGAGCCCCCGAGCUUGUCCUGGUGAUUGGCACGGGGGUAAGCUCUGCAGUGGCCCCUCAAGUCCCCGCACUCCGCUCCUGGAAAGGCCUCAUCCAGGCCUUGCUUGAUGCAGCCAAUGACUUUGACCUGUUGGAGGAGGAGGAGAGUCGACGUUUCCAGAAGCACAUGCAGGAAGAUAAGAAUUUGGUUCAUGUGGCCCAUGACCUCAUUCAGAAACUUUCCCCGAGAACAGGCAAUGUGCGAUCCACGUUCUUCAAGGACUGUCUAUACGAGGUGUUUGACGAUUUGGAGUGUAAGAUGGAGCACGCAGGGAAACAUCUACUGCGCUCUGUGCUGCAGUUGAUGGAGAGUGGUGCGCUGGUCCUCACUACUAACUUUGACAACCUGUUGGAGAUCUAUGCAGCUCACCAGGGCACCAAACUGGAGUCACUGGACCUGACAGACGAGAAGAAGGUGUUGGAGUGGGCUCAGGAGAAACGGAGGUUAAGUGUUCUGCAUAUCCACGGUGUUUACACCAACCCCAGUGGUAUCGUACUGCACCCUGCAGGCUACCAGAAUGUACUGAGGAACACUGAAGUUAUGCGUGAGAUCCAGAAGCUGUACGAGACCAAAUCAUUUGUGUUUCUCGGCUGCGGGCGCACAGUAGACGACACUACCUUCCAGGCUCUGUUCCUGGAGGCGGUCAAACACAAGUCGGACCUGGAACACUUCAUGCUUGUACGACGAGAGGACGUGGGUGAGUUCAAGAAGCUGCGUGACAACAUGCUGGACAAGGGCAUCAAGGUCAUCUCCUAUGGAGACGAGUAUGCGGACCUGCCCGAGUACUUUGAGAGGCUGGCCAAUGAGAUCUGCAACCGUGAUGUGUCUACCAACGGCUGGGGGUCUCCUUCACAAAAUGGGGAAGAACAGCAAAAUGGCUUUAACACACAGAAAAGCCUCCUUCAAGACCAUCAUUCUUGACAGGCACACAGUCAGGAUCACUAGCAGUCAUUUUCCUCCACAGCCCCGUCAUGAGAUCAGUCUACUUUGAGUAGUACUCAAGUCUGAUUUCAAUCAGUGGAUUUAGGAAUACAGGAAAACUAUGGGCCAUGGGAGACCUAAAAGACAUUGUCAGUGUUUCACAGGUCUGUGAUUUUCCUUUUAUUAAUUCUGGUUUAAAAGGGAAAGGAGAAGUUUAAAGUAAGAGUCAACGCCAAUACCCAGCCUCACAGUUCCACUGCACUGUAUUUAAAUGUUGCUCAACAUUUGGGAGGCUACAGCAAAAGAAAGUUUUAAAUAUGCAGAUGAUGGAAUAUGUUUCUCUCACUUCAACUUGACAAAAAUUAUAGAUCUGAGACAACUGACAGAAGUUUUUGUGCUGCAUUGAUUCAUGGUUUUGAUUAUAAAAUCAAACAAACUGCAUCACCUUGACCUUCCUGCCCUGUAAGAGAAGUUGUAGGUGCAAGCUUUAACGCAUAUCACAUGCUCUUAACUGAAAGCAAUCUUGUUUUGAUAUAUGAGGAUUGUAUCUCUCAUGCUCUACCCUGAAACCAGUAAAACUUGAUUUGCACACUACUGGACGGGGAAUUUGGAUGGGAAUUUUCUCAGUGAUGGAUGGUUACUUGGUUUGCAAACACAUUGUUAUGAUUCUGUCCUCCCAAAGUUCAGAAGAUUAUGUUUUCAUAGCAGACAGGCUCCCAGCCAGUAGCAAUCACUUUGCCACUUCUGUACUGAAAAUGUUCUUUGUAAGCCUUUUUUUGUAUUUUUAAUACUUGCAUGUGUUUUCUGACAUAGUAUUUAUAAGUACUAUUUUCAAAAUAAAGCUUUUGGUAUCCUA